GGGACCAGACCUCCAGUCCUCUAGACUAGAGUAGACCUCUAGACCUCUAAACCUCCAGACCUCUAAGCCUCAACAUCCAGGCUCUCCGCUCCCAGUCGAGGUAUGCUGGGCCAACUUUGCCCAAACUCGUUUUAAUUUAAAAAUAAGCGCUUUUAUACUUUAUUCAUCUUUCAUACUUUACGCCUCCACUGAAAAGUAAAAGCCAGUCCAGCGAAGUCGUGCUCUGCGUUCUUAACUCCGGUCCGAGCCGCCAGUAAAACCCGAGCUGGACUUCAACACUCCGGGAUCCGGAGCAGCUUGGACCAGAAGAGGCUAGUAGCUCCUCGGAGGGCUAGGUAGCAGAUUGUUUAAGGCAUGCGGGGCCGGUAGACGAACCAACCGUGACUCUGGGAAACGGGGAGCUGUCUUUUGUAGCCCCGACGGGGCAUGGUGAGGCGGGCCAGAAGCCUGUGUCUUCUCUCCUGACCGGCCAGGACACCCCACCAUGGAGGGGAACGGGGAGAUGAGCGACACGGACAGUGGCAUCAUCCUCCACUCGGUUUUCAGAACGAAACCAACUGGUUCCGACAGCCCCACCACCACCACCAAGGAUGUGACCACCCACACCCGGGCCAUGAAGCUGAAGCACCAGUCACUCCAGGAGCGGCUGCAGAUCUGCGUCCUGGAGCUCAAGAAGCUGUGCAUCCGAGAGGCCGAGCUGACGGGCGAGCUGUCGGCAGACUACCCCCUCUCUCAUGGAGAGUCGCCCCCCAAGGUCCGACGGCGGAUCGGAGCCUCGUUUCAGUUGGACGUGCAAAGCAUCCCCCGCGGACAUGAGCAGGACUCCCCUCUGAGCCUGGUGGACUCGGAGCUGGCCCUGCAGCUGAAGAUCUACGAGGCGGCGCGGCGGCUGUGCCGAGAGGAGCACCAGAACAAGGCGGUGAGGAGGAGCCGGCUGCAGCAGUGCAAGCGGGAGGAGAAGAGGGUGAAGGAGCUGCAGGAGACGGCCUUCCGGCUCCGCCUCCAACAUGGCCGCUCCUCACCGCUGCCUGCUUUCAAUGUCCCCCUCCAAGAGCUCGGGAAUUCAGACGACAGUUCUCUGUCGGAUUCGCCGCUCCUUGAUGAAGAGGUGCUCCCUCCUCCGCUGCCGUCCUCGGGACCUCCGGGUCAGGAGCAGGACCCCCUCCCUCAGUCCUUCCCCGCGUCGUCUCCCCCCUCCAGCGCCAACUCCUCCCUCGUGUCCUUCCCAAUGGCCACGCAGCCUCGCACGCCGCCGGUCAAACGCACGCCGAGCCAGCUCACGCCGAUCCGACGCACCCUGAGCCACCACACGCAAAUCAGGCGCACCCCCAGCCUGCUCAGCCCCAGCCAGCUCCCUCCGGGCCUGCUUACGCCCGGGAGAGCCGGCUCCCCGGGGCUGGACUCCAUGCUGAGCUUCUCCUCCAACCCCGAGUCUGAGGCCCCGCCCAUCCAGCCCUCCCCCUGGUCGGAGUCCAGCCUGGACCAGCCCUUCCAGAAGACCAAGAAGAACCGCUCCAGCACGAAGAGCGCGGCCAGUAGCCCCGCCUCCAGCCAGGUCCUCCCGCCCCUGGAAGCCUGCCUGGGAAACCCCAGCCUGCCACAGCAGCUGGCCCAGCUGCAGCUGUGUGACCGCCUGGCCAAUGGCAGCCCUACUAAUCCGGAGCCACGCCUCCAUCGACACCUCUCCCUCAGGAUCUCCAACCCUGAAGCUCCCCUGGAGGAGAGAAGAGGUCGCCCGCGAUCUGCCAGGAGACGCCUGACGGACUGCUCUGUCACAACGCCAGACACCGCUGGGGGGAACCCUGCCGACCAGUAUGGUUCACCACAGAACCCUGCAUACCAGUAUGGUUCCCCACAGAACCCUGAAGACCAGUAUGGAACACCAGAUAACCCUGCUGACCAGUGUGGAACACCAGAGAACCCUGCCGACCAUUAUGGUUCCCCACAGAACCCUGCCGACCAGUAUGAACCCAUAGAACCAGAGACCGCGGGAGGGAGUCCUGCAAGCCACUAUGGAACUCCGGAGAACGCUGGGGAGAACCCUGUGAACCAGUAUGGAUCCACAGUCCCAGAGUCCACUCGGGGGUACCCUGAAGGACUCUAUGGACCCCCAGAGAACCUUACAGACCGCUAUGGCCCCCCAGAGACCACUAGGAACCCUGAAGGACAAUAUGGACCACCAGAGACCAUGAGGUACCCUCCAGGCCAUUAUGGACCACCAGAGAGCACAAGGGGGUACCCUCAAGGCCACUAUGGACCUCCAGAGACCACUAGGUACCCUCAAGGCCACUAUGGACCCCCAGAGAGCACAAGGGGGUACCCUCAAGGCCACUAUGGACCCCCAGAGACCACUAGGUACGCUCCAGGCCACUAUGGACCCCCAGAGACCACUAGGUACCCUCCAGGCCACUAUGGACCCCCAGAGACCACUAGGUACCCUCCAGGCCACUAUGGACCCCCAGAGACCAGUAGGUACCCUCCAGGCCACUAUGGACCCCCAGAGACCCCCAGGGGGUACCCCCCCUUCCGUGGAAACCAGGCGAACUCUGAGGACGGUUACUCGGACCACUGCUCCACCCCGCGGUCGGGCUCCGUCUGCCAGGAGCCGCAGAGGGACUUCCCCAGAGCCAGACCCUUCCAGCACCCGGGCCCCCAAGGCAGGCCCGGCGUUCAUGCCUUCCAGGGGCCCGGCCUCUACCACCAGGGACCCCCCCGCUACCAGUCUGGUCCCAGCUCCAACCCCCACCACUACCCCGGGGACGUGGCGUACGCCCGGAACCUGGACCUGUUCCGGGGGCACCACGGCCCCCAGGCCGCUCCCAACAACAGACGGGACUACAUGUACGCCGAGGCCCCCCCUGUGACGGGCCCCCGGCGGGCCCCCCAGGAGGGGAAGCUCGCCCGCUCCCCGUCGCUGUGGGAGCCCCAGCGCUACCGGUCCGACGGGGGCCCCCCCCCCCGCGUGCUGGUGGACGACCAGCUCAAGUCCUGGCACCACCGGAACCAGCUCAGAGCGCCGCGCCCCCGCUCCCUGGACCGGCAGGGGGCGGUCCGCGUGAAGACGGUACCGGACUGGGGGUCGCCCCUCGCCCACAAUCAAAGGUAUCAGGAGCAGGUCCUGAAACCCCAAGCCCAGCAGAGGCCCCUGGACGAGGGGCCCCGCCGCUGGCUCGCAGAGGACUCCUCGAGGGCCGUCAGUCAGGUCUGAGGGCCCACGCGGGACCCCCACGGUGUUCGCAGACCAGGAGAGAAGACGCUUCCUAACCGCUGAGCUGUGGGAGUCCGGGCAUGAUGUAGUCGCUGUUUAUUUUUUUUUCUACAUGACGUUUCAGAAGAUUUGACUUCCUAACAAUCGUAAUUCCUGGGGAAUGAAACCUGACAGAUGGAUAGUUGAUCUGCCGAAGGCCUUAGGGCAAUGCCUGCUUCUCCAUGGUAACUAGUUGUAGUUUAUUAUAGGUAUGUCAUAGCAUACAGAAUGCGUGUAAUAUAAUCACUGAAAAUAUGAAAUUUAGAUAAUGUGACUUAACAAUCAUGGCAAUCAAAUGUUUAGUUGUUCUUUAUUCCAUUCCUAAACUAACUCGGUAGAGCGAUGUUAUUGUGGUCUGAUAUUAUUAUCCUACAUGACUGAUAGCAGAUAUACUCACAUUCACUUUUGGAAUAUUUCUACGCCAAAAUCAAGUCAUUUAUAUUAAUAUUGACCGCAAACACUUUAGGUAAAAUUAAAGAAAUGGAAGGUAUAAUCAGUAUAAUAUGAAUUCUGCCCCUCGCAUUUUGGGUCCUUGGUUCAUGCAUCCAAACCGUGGAAAUCUUCCCAACAUACUACAGUUCAAUAAAUCUGCAUGGAUCUUUAUAGUGAAAA
Molecule: messenger RNA, 3859 nt
Organism: Gadus chalcogrammus (walleye pollock)
Lineage: Eukaryota; Metazoa; Chordata; Actinopteri; Gadiformes; Gadidae
Product: innate immunity activator protein-like
Exons: 11
Coding region: 485-3208 (907 amino acids)
Biological process (GO): positive regulation of protein ubiquitination; adherens junction maintenance
Source: RefSeq, a predicted model, not a curated record